This is a messenger RNA of Quercus robur (English oak), 468 nucleotides long. Its product is annotated as probable disease resistance protein At1g61300. Lineage: Eukaryota; Viridiplantae; Streptophyta; Magnoliopsida; Fagales; Fagaceae. Gene Ontology annotation, molecular function: ADP binding. The coding region runs from base 1 to 468 and encodes 155 amino acids. The transcript has a single exon. The record is from RefSeq and is a predicted model, not a curated record.
AUGGGUGCUUUCACUGAUAGUUUGGUCAUUGAUCCAUACCUAAGCAAUGGAGAAAAAAUGUCAGAACCAACAUUGAUUGGGGAAAGCACAGCUGAAAGAGUAAAGGAAGAAAUUUGGGCAUGCGUGUUGGACGAUGAUGUUAGAAAGAUUGGCCUUUAUGGAAUGGGAGGUAUAGGUAAAUCGACUGUCAUGAAGCACAUCAAUAAUCGUCUAUUGAAGGAGAAAAACAAAUUUGACAGUGUCAUUUGGGUCAUUGUAUCAAAGUCUUUAAAUGUUAUCCAACUACAACAUGAUAUUGCACACAAGUUAGAUUUAAAUCUCACAAAAAUUGAGGAUGUAGGAGCAAGGGCUGCCAAGUUAAUGGCAAAAUUGGAAGAUAAUGAUAGAUAUGUGCUAAUCUUAGAUGAUAUGUGGGAAAUAUUUGCUCUUGAGGAAGUAGGAAUUCCAGAGCCUAUGGAUGCAAAUUAG